This is a messenger RNA of Ambispora gerdemannii, 627 nucleotides long. The record is from the annotation of a GenBank genome assembly. Lineage: Eukaryota; Fungi; Glomeromycota; Glomeromycetes; Archaeosporales; Ambisporaceae.
AUGGAGACUAACGUCAUUAAUUCCGUAGACGACAAUAAGAAAGUAUCAAAUGUCACCAAUGUUCUCGCCUUUUUACAUAUUUGUCAACAACUUAAGCAAACGAAACGUACCGGAUGGUUGUAUCAUGGAAUCAAAAACCCGGAAUCGAUUUCUGAUCACAUGCAUCGAAUGUCUAUCUUAGCCUUAUUAUGUGAUGAUGAUUCUCUGGAUCGUGAUCGAUGUGUCAAGAUGGCUGUUGUGCACGAUUUGGCUGAGAGUAAAGUGGGAGAUAUCACACCGUUAGAUGGGGUUAGCAAAGAAGAGAAACAUCGGUUGGAAGAGGAAGCAAUGCUUCAUCUAUGCACAGAUCUAUUAGGCAACACCCCACAAUCCAAAGAAAUCUUUGAGUUAUGGCAAGAGUACGAGAAUGCAAAAACAGCUGAAGCUUUGUUCGUCAAAGAUCUGGAUAAAUUCGAGAUGAUAUUGCAGGCUUCCGAGUAUGAACAAUCCGAUCAAAAAGAUCUGACGGAAUUUUUCGAGUCGGCCAGUAAUAAGAUUCGACAUCCAUUAGUAAAGCGUUGGGCAAACGAGUUGUAUGUGCAACGUGAAGAGUAUAAGAAAAAAACAAUACUGGGAUUUGUAUCUUAA